Molecule: messenger RNA, 2972 nt
Organism: Labeo rohita (rohu)
Lineage: Eukaryota; Metazoa; Chordata; Actinopteri; Cypriniformes; Cyprinidae
Gene: ppm1kb
Product: protein phosphatase, Mg2+/Mn2+ dependent 1Kb
Exons: 7
Coding region: 275-1393 (372 amino acids)
Biological process (GO): protein dephosphorylation
Molecular function (GO): protein serine/threonine phosphatase activity; cation binding
Source: RefSeq, a predicted model, not a curated record
ACCGACGAAACUGAGGGAUCUGAUUGGCUCACAUGUAUUUUCCUUCAUAGGCGGCUGGUGCAGCUAAACCAAAAAACAAGUACGACGCUGUAUGAUAUUACAUUUGUAUUAACCCGUUAGAUUAAACAAAGACACAGCAGAUCUUAUUUUUAUCAGUCAAACUGAGGAGAACUCCUGAUCAAGACUGAAUAUCUUCAGAGACCAGUAAAUUUAAGGGCCAUUUGUUUCAGACUCUUUCUGCCUGUUCCCUAAGAGUGGUAUACUGCCACUGAGCAUGUCAGUGGCUCUUCUCGUGCGAUAUGCCACGUUCAGCGGAUCCCGUGUCUGCUGCAGGGCUGCUCUCGGCCUAACCGGCAUCCACCAAGAAGACCCGAGACGGGCUCUACACACGCCGUCAUCUCCUCGGUGCAGCAACUCUCGCUUUGAUCCAGACAGCAGUGGCCGUCCGACUACCUGGGACUCUUUUGGGAUCUGGGACAACCGCAUUGAUGAACCUAUCAUGCUUCCAUCGAGCAUCCGUUAUGGUAAACCUAUUCCCAAAGUUAGCCUGUCCAAGGUGGGCUGCGCCUCGCAGAUUGGCCAGCGGAAGGUGAAUGAAGAUCGCUAUCAGCUGUCGCAGAUGACGGACAACAUCGUGUACUUUGCGGUGUUUGACGGGCACGGAGGUGCAGAGGCUGCUGAAUUCUGUCACAAAAGCAUGGAGAAACAUAUUAAAGACAUUGCGGAGGAGGAGGAUAACUUGGAGUUAGUUUUAACCAAAGCAUUUCUUGAGGUGGACAAAGCGUUAGCAAGGCAUCUUCACUUCAGUGCAGAUGCCUCUCUGUUGAGUGCAGGGACCACGGCCACAGUGGCCCUGCUGAGAGACGGGAUCGAGCUGGUGGUGGCCAGCGUAGGGGACAGCCGAGCCAUGCUGUGCCGCAAAGGCAAGGCCCUCAAACUCACUGUGGAUCACACACCUGAGAGAAAAGAUGAAAAAGAGAGGAUACGCAAGACUGGAGGUUUUAUUACGUGGAAUAGUUUGGGUCAACCGCACGUUAAUGGCCGACUGGCUAUGACACGCAGCAUUGGAGAUUUCGACCUCAAGACGUCAGGUGUCAUCGCAGAACCAGAGACUAAGAGAAUUACAUUGCAUCACGUCCAUGACUCUUUUCUGGCACUCACCACUGAUGGCAUCAACUUCAUCAUGAACAGUCAAGAGAUCUGUAACAUCAUUAACCAAUGUAAUGACCCUAAAGAGGCCGCACAGCGCAUAUCUGAGCAGGCGCUUCAAUACGGAUCUGAAGACAACAGCACUAUCAUCGUUGUGCCGUUCGGCGCCUGGGGCAAACACAAAAGCUCUGACGUGAGCUUCUCCUUCAGUCGCAGCUUCGUCUCCAGUGGCCGCUGGGCUUAAGCAAAUAUAAGAAGACAAUGACGCUUUAACUGAUCCACAGAUGUGACUCCCUAGUCUGAAUUUACCAAUGUGCAAUAUUCUUCUAAUCCAUCCUGUGAGGAUCACCUCAAAAAAGACCAUUACAACCAGAACCCACAUUUAAUGUGGAGUUGAUACUGACUCAACGGAAUGAUACAGAGCUAUUUUGCCUAGAGAUGCAAAUCAAGCAUUGUUAAUUUCUGAAAUCGUUGGAGUUAAAGUUACCGUGAGGUUUGAGUUUAUCCUCGUCUUGAAAGUUUCCCGCUUUUAGGUCCUAACCUGUGGUGCUAUCCUUUAUUUGGUUACCUCAGUUCUGAUUUUAGAAUAGUGUGCUGUAAUGGAAUCAACAGCUGUUCUCUGUACUGCUAUUGUGAAUCAUUUUCAGAACAGGAAUUUUAAGCACUUUCAGAUUUUGGGAGGUUCGAUUAUUUUUGUAAUCCUCAUUACUUUAGUCUUUGAGUGUUAAAUGACACGCAAAAGCACAUUUCAGUGGUCUACAGGCGGUGCACGUUCAUAAGCCCUUAUUUAUAGAGUUAGACCGCUGUGCAUACUAAAGUAUGAACUCCUAUUCCUUGUGCAAGCACAUAUUUCUAUAACUUUGUCUCCUGGUCGUAGUGUGAAUAAUCAUUCAUGCUUUAUUCCAGAUUAACAACCAGCAAUUUUAAAGCUACACUAAGAAAUUCCUACCGAAGGAAUUUGCAACCCAACCCGAGGACCAUUUCACAAAUGAAUUAAUGAUUUUUCUGUGCCUUUUCCAUAAACAUCUAUUCUUUUGGACAUGCUUGAGUAAGGAACUCAACUUUAGGUUCAUAACUGAAGUUUUAAACUGUGACUUGUGCUUGUUUAGUGUUACUAGACAAACCAUUUUUGUUCAGAUUGUACAGUUCAGUGUGUUAACUUCAAUGCAUAGAGCAAAGUCCAGAUAUUUGUUUUAUGUUAUUUAUAUAAUGUAUAUUAUGGACAGUUAACUAUGGAAUAUGCGAUUGUAUGCUUUCUUUGAAGUCUCCUAGUUACAGCAGAAAAGUGAAUUUCAUUCAUGGUUGUUGUAUUUGCAGCCAUACUGCUGUAACUUUAAAAUUUAAAGCUUUUAAUCAGAAAGGCUUCUGUCAUAAUCUUUGAUUUCCUGUGAUUUUUAUUUGUAGAGCCAUACACAUGUGACCUCAGCAAGUCGGCAUCUGUGUUCAGGCCUGCGUGAUCGGUUCAUAUUCUGAUUUGAACACUCUUGUCAUUCUCAUUUACAUUUCCUCUCAUUUUAGACUUUUAACAGCUAUUUUUCUUUCAUGUCUUCCUUUUUACGAUCCAAAAGCACAUCCAGUAUGAUUGGGGGCUUUUUUUCUGUAUGUAUGGUUCUUCAGUUGCUAUAUUUCUGUCAGAAUAUAUUAUAGUCAGUGUUAAUACAACUGUGCAUGGAUCUUGCCUAGAACAAUCUGUAAAACAACUGCAAGUGUUUCCUGCUCUAUAUAUGGACCUAACUUUGCUUUAUUGAUAUGCAGUUUAUUGUGAAAUGUAAUGCAGCUGUGAAUAAAGUUUCACCAGAAACAUCUCUGCUGGAUAAACAUGA